Molecule: messenger RNA, 2351 nt
Organism: Hylaeus volcanicus
Lineage: Eukaryota; Metazoa; Arthropoda; Insecta; Hymenoptera; Colletidae
Exons: 7
Coding region: 207-2168 (653 amino acids)
Biological process (GO): negative regulation of DNA-templated transcription; regulation of transcription by RNA polymerase II
Cellular component (GO): nucleus
Molecular function (GO): DNA-binding transcription factor activity, RNA polymerase II-specific; RNA polymerase II cis-regulatory region sequence-specific DNA binding
Source: RefSeq, a predicted model, not a curated record
UAACGUUUCUAUAAUUGAACGACGCGUGUUUUUUUUUUUGUUUGUUUGUUUGUGUGAUUAAAAAAAAAUGGUAGUAAGUUGUGAUCGUGACGUUUUUUAAAAGGCGAAUUGUUAGAAUCUGUUUUACCUUUGACAUUAAGAAUAGGAUUAGAAAAGAACAAAACAAUUGUAUAGGAAUUAUCUAGCGUUUUUUCUUUUGUUGGUGAAUGUGCCUAGUUAAUCACUCGCUAUGUAACUCCAAUAAGGUGGCGACAGGUAUUGAAGAAAUACAUCACAGAAAAGCAGUGAAUGUUUUUUUUUUUGAAAUAGAGAACAAUGUUGAAAAAGAAUUAUAUGAUUUGGAAGAACAAAUCGAGUCAUUGGAAUCUUUGGACUCCAGUUCCUUCGAGAUCUUAAAGGUUCUGGAAGAACUUAAGGUAUGCUACGGAAAUUUAAAAGUUUUUCAAAAGCAAGUUGAGUGUGAGAGACUGGAAGAAGCGACAUGCGAAACCCGAAAUCAAAAGACCACGUUAAACUGUGACUCAAACGAUAAAAAUGAGGAGCCGGAAGGUAUGUCAAGUGAUUCGUCGAUGUGUUUGUCAAGUGAUUCGUCGAUAUGUUUGUCGAGUGAUGAGGAGUUGGAAGAUUUGUCGAGUGAUAGGUUGCCAAAAAGUAAAAGCAGGGUAUGCUUUCAGUCAUACGAGGAAACUUGUGACGGCUUACUUUUGGAGUUAAUUAUUAAAGCUUGGGAAGUUGUUGAAGUGUCUCACUAUCUUGAGCUGCGUUUGUCUCAAUUUGUUUGGGGCGCGUACUUUUAUGAACAUUUGAAGGCGGGUCAACUUGUAGCGUUUUGUGAUUUUCGUUUGAACGGCACACCUUUUUGGAAUGUAGCACAAGUAGUGGAGACUUAUGUCGAUUGUUAUGAUACUUUAGAUGUCAAAAUAUUUUUGAAGAAAAUGUCGUGCGAUACGUGUCUUGAUUUCGGUGGUUUAAAACGUGUCGAGACACGUUCAUGCGAUAUGCCUGUAUUGAAAGAUAUUUCAACCAAGUUUUAUGUUAUUUCUAAAGUGAAAGUAAAACUGGUCGCCCCCAGAUCCUACGCUGAAAAAGCGUGUGACGACAUUGAACACUGUACUGGUCACGAUUGCUUGUAUGACCACGGGCGUCUCAUUGAGCCGCAAAAUAUUCGUACAUUUCUUUUAAAUACUGUUAUGCAUAGGGGUCGUCAUGUAGUCGUUCAAUGUGAAGCCACCGACGCCCUAUGGAAGGAAGGAAAAAUUGUUAAAGUUACAAAACAGUGUGUUCAUGUACAGCAAGGCGAAUGUAUUUUACAAAUUGAUUGGAAGCACUCAUGUCGUGUUUUACCUGAUUUGACUUUGGAAGUUUUCAAACCUUCGGAACUUCCAAAUGCUUUAUAUAAUCAACGAAAAGACUUGUGUGGACACAAAAGUCGCGCACAAGAGGACAAUGAAUGGAAAGCAAGCAGCCAACAGUGCGUCUUAAAAGGAGAACGGUUAAUUUCAUCCAAUGACAGUUUUGGAAGCUGGGAAAAAUACACCAAAGGUUUUGGAUCUCGUAUGCUUAUGCGAAUGGGUUAUAAGCUCGGUGAGGCGUUAUCUCCUCCAUCUUGGAAACCGUGUCAUCGACCCAAAUUAAUCGAACCUUUAAGUGUGCGCGUUUUACGCCCUAGAGCGGGAUUAGACAGUGUAAAAGAUACAACAAAAACGAAAAAGAUGCGUGGUUGGGAAAAAAAGCGUUUUAAAAAAGCGUCUUUAGAAGAGAAAAUAUCGGCUUGUCGUGCGUUGCGUCUUGUGAAUGAAACGUUUGUUUGUGAACCAAAAUGUUCGAAAACAAACCAAUGGGAAAAUGAGUGUGUUGUCUAUGGUAAAAGUGACGCCGCAUUACGACAAGAGUUAAUUGUUUUAAAGGACAAGGAGUUUCAAUUAAAAAAUGACAUUUCUUCUUUACAAAAACAUGUCGAACGUCAUCAAAGUAAACAGUGGUCAUUUCUUCUUAUUCUUAUAACGCGCUUCUUUUUAGAGACCAAAGUGCAAAACAAAUUAACACUCAUGUAUACUCGAAAAUUAAAGGAAAAAGAAAAAGAAUUACUUGAUUUACAAAAAGUGCAUUGUUCCAUUAAAAAUCAAUUACAAUUCAAUCAAUCGACCAUUGCAUUACAAACUUUUUAAUAAGAAGAAUUUUUAUUUUUUCGAGUCAGUCAAAAAGCAAGAAGACAGUUUCAUUUUUUUAAAAAUGUAUGGGUACAUGUCAUUUCCUUUUUAAUAAAAAAAAAGGAAAAGACAAUCAUUUUGUUGAGAAGAGAAAAAAAAAAACACACACACACACACACACAAUGUGAAAAAAUUUUUAAU